Messenger RNA from Fusarium coffeatum, 1326 nucleotides. RefSeq lists its product as uncharacterized. The transcript is spliced from 2 exons. Bases 1 to 1326 code for a protein of 441 amino acids. The record is from RefSeq and is a predicted model, not a curated record. Lineage: Eukaryota; Fungi; Ascomycota; Sordariomycetes; Hypocreales; Nectriaceae.
AUGAAAACAUCCCUCAAAACCACCGCCUUGCUGAUUGCAAGCUACACUCUAACUCCAGCACUUGCAAUCCCUACUACGGGUUCCUUCAGACGCGACAUGCACAAUGUCACAACCAACGCAACCAUGGCUCCUAUCAUGGGCGACGACUCAUUCAACUUCAACAUCUUGGCUUACAUGUCCGCCGCUCCAUACCAAGGCGCUGAUAUUGGCGAGGUGCUUGUUGCCGCCAACAAUAUCAAAGACGGAGAUUUCGAAAGUUUCUAUGAACAAUUCAACGCCCUGGCUACUCGCGUGCACAACCAGGCUGUCGCAAUUGACGCCAAGAAGCAUCCCGUCUCUGCUAGAAAUGCAUUUUUUCGAGCAGCUACUUAUUAUCGCGCUGCCGAUGUCUACCUUCAUGGCAACUGGAGUGAUCCGAGAAUUAUGGACUUGUGGGAAAAGCAAGCUGCAGAUUACGACAAGGCCAUUCAGCUGCUGCCGCAGCCCGGUGAACGAAUCCAGAUUCAGGCGGACAAUUUUACUAUCCCGGCUAUCUUCUUCAAAACCAACUGGCCCGGAAGACGCCCCACGGUUAUUCUUGGUCAAGGCUACGAUGGAGCCAUGGAAGACUUGUACCAUGUCAUGGGCCAAGCUCUUCUUGAGCGUGGCAUGAACGCUAUCGUGUACGAGGGUCCAGGACAGCCAACGGUCCGCCGAUAUCAAGAUCUCGGAUUCAUUCCCGAAUGGGAAAAGGUUGUAACCCCCGUCGUCGACUACGUCCUCACUCGUGAUGAUGUGCAAGCCGACAAGAUUGCUUUGAUGGGUUAUUCAUUCGGUGGCUUCCUGGCCCCCAGAGCUGCUGCUUUUGAGCACCGACUCGCAGCCGUCAUCGCGAUCGAUGGUGUCUAUGACUUCGGCGAAGCUAUCCUCCAACAGUUCGGCCCGGACGCUGCCAAGGCUGUUCGGGCUGGGAUGAAGAAGGAGGUCGAUGGUCUUGGCAAGCAGCUCCAAGCGAACCCAGAUUCUCCUACAACCUUGCGAUGGGGUGUGAACCAAGGCGAAUGGACUUUCAAGACUCAAUCAGCCUAUGAUUUUGUCAAGAAGGCCGAACAGUACACACUCAAGGGACUUACUCAGAAGAUUAAAGCUCCUGUAUUUGUCGGUGAAGCCAAGAGCGAUGUCUUUUUCGAGGGACAGGCUGCGAAGCUGGCCAAGGAACUUGGAGAGCGUGCCACUUACCAUGUAUUUGAGGAUGUUUUGGGUGCCGGUGAGCAUUGCCAGAUUGGAGCUUCAGUGUUGAUGAACCAGGUUUCUUUGGAUUGGCUGGAGGAUGUAUUUUGCAACUAG